Molecule: messenger RNA, 411 nt
Organism: Helobdella robusta
Lineage: Eukaryota; Metazoa; Annelida; Clitellata; Rhynchobdellida; Glossiphoniidae
Exons: 2
Coding region: 1-411 (136 amino acids)
Source: RefSeq, a predicted model, not a curated record
AUGCAUCAGAGAUCAUGCAAAACCUACAAAUCUCUAAAAGCUAACAUUUCCAACGUUGAAACAGACGACGAUAGCGACGGCAGACAAGCAGCUUUCAAACACACGUCAACAACAGCAGCUAUUUCAAAGCCCCUACUAGGAAUAAAAAUGCCCAAAUCUUCAAUACACUGGUCCGAAGCUAACGCAUUUUUCCAAAUGGAACUCAAACCUCUAGAUAUCAUAUCAGAUAUCGACAGCUUCGCUAUCAAGAGACGAGUUUCAAGAAACGACAUAUCUUACUUUGCAGCCAACUGUGCUGGAUUCCUCCUCUCCCCACUCCAUCAUACGCCGGUAAUCUGGAUCCUCCAACUUACAAUGAAAUUACGAAAAUCAUCAGAAAAAGUAAAGCUAAAGUAUCACCGUGUCCACUAG